Messenger RNA from Anoplophora glabripennis (Asian longhorned beetle), 842 nucleotides. RefSeq lists its product as uncharacterized. The record is from RefSeq and is a predicted model, not a curated record. Bases 93 to 617 code for a protein of 174 amino acids. The transcript is spliced from 2 exons. Lineage: Eukaryota; Metazoa; Arthropoda; Insecta; Coleoptera; Cerambycidae.
CAAAAAUUAAGUUAAUAAAUAAAAUACAUUUUCCUAUACAUUCGUGGCAUCCACAUUCCACAUUGCUUUUUAAUUGUCUUGAAAAAUGAAAAAUGAAUGAUGUAGAGAAAAAGCUAGCAAAGUACAGGGCACAAAAAGAACGUGAGACCAAAUACAACAAACUGAAAGUAAAUUUUAAAAACAAACUGGCCUCAUAUUUUACUUCUAGUGAAACAAGUAAGGAUAAUGAGGAAUCGACAGAAUGUCUUUUGAAGUCAGAAUCAGUUGAAAAUUUCACUGAAACUAUUAAGGACAAUUUAUCUGAUGAUUCCUUAAGCGCAGAUGAUGAUCAUGUAACCCUAAAUUGUUGUACUUAUAUGGACUGUCUUUAUUACAUACUCUGUUUUAUUUUAUGGGUAACAGUCUAUGUAAUUUUUAUAAAGUUACAAUUUGGGACAGUUUAUUUAAUUAUAUCAGGAUUAAUAGGCAUAUACUUAAACACCAGAACGGGACCUAAAACUAAGGGUGAAGUUAGUGCUUAUUCUGUUUUUAACAAGGACUGUAAGAGUAUAGAUGGAACUCUGAAUGCUGAGCAAUUUGAAAGGGAAAUAAGAUAUGGACCAUCUGUUAUUCAUUAAUAGUUUAUUUGUUAAUGUAAAGAUAAUUUUAAUUAACACAACACUAUUACAUUUGUUUAAAAAAAAUCACUUAUUUUGUGAAAUAAUAAAUGCCUCAGCAGUACUAACACUGCACUCGAAAUAUAUAUUUUUUUUCUGUGUAAAAUUCUUAUUUAAGAAAUUUUUUUUAUUUAAUCAAAUUUGUGAAAAUAUAAUGCCUAAUAAAGUUGUUUUCCAUUCUUUUUA